Molecule: messenger RNA, 954 nt
Organism: Sinocyclocheilus grahami
Lineage: Eukaryota; Metazoa; Chordata; Actinopteri; Cypriniformes; Cyprinidae
Exons: 7
Coding region: 312-932 (206 amino acids)
Source: RefSeq, a predicted model, not a curated record
UGGAGGAGAAGGAGUGAGAAACAAAAUUGCAGGAUUUAAUAGAGCGUAGCUAUGUUCUUUGUGUAGGCGUGCACUUUUUCUUUCAAUGUUCUUUUACUUUUUUCAACCAAAAAUAUUUCAUCAUUUUAGGUUUUGUGACAACGAAAGCCACUAAACGUUAGUUUCGAUUUCUGCAUAUAGAAACUAAGGUGCCAUUUGUACUACACGGAUGGGUUUGUGUUCAAAUUUACAGCCAUGUCAUUUUUUUAUGUUUGUGUGUUUCUCUAUCUAUACUUACAGUGCUUAUAUUUUGUCUGAACUUAUUAGACAAUAUGAGUCUGAAGGAAGAGCCUGAAAGCGAAUCCAAAAGAAAGAGAUCAGAAUCACCCGAGUUCACAUCCACAAUACAUGAACACACAGACCUCAGCAAAGAAAGUGAUCAUGAACACAAAAAUAAAAGAACAAAGUCAGAGAGAGCGCAUUCUCCUGCCCCCAGCUAUAGGUCAGAUUUUUCAAUGGAUCUACCAACUAACUUCAAAAGCGGAGAAACAUUUGGUUUGGAUUUAAGUGAAUCCAAAAAAAGAACAUGUGAACUCCCAACAAUGAAACAAGACCAGGUGGUAAUAAUCCACUUAAGCGAAGAACCAAGUGAUGAACACAAAAAUAUAAGAGUAAAGUCAGAAAGAGCAGCUUCUCCUGCACCCAGCUAUAUGUCUUUAAGAACAGAUUUGUCAAUUGAUCCACCAACCAACUUCAAAGAUUUUCUUUUGGAUACAAGUAUUAAAAAAGAAAGAGAAACAAUAACCGUUUCAACAAACAACCAAAUGGACAACACAUUCAUGACAAGAUCAGAGAGAGCCCCUUCUCCUACGCUGUCUCUAUGGUCAGAUCGGUCAGUUGAACCAUCAGCUAACUGGAAAACUGAAGAACCUUUCCUUUCCACUUCAAGGUGAAGUUAUUCCACAUUUACUCUUC